AUGGAUGCGCGGGGAGUGAGUGUUGGUGAGAAGAGAACUCGAGAGGUGAGAGAGGUGCAGGCCGCUCGGCAACGGUACGAGCAGGCGUUGCAAGAAGGUGGAGUUAUAAGCCGGAAGUCGGUGAGCGAAGGGUUUGAAGAUAGUCGGCAGAAGACGUUUCAGGAGUUCGUCGAGUUUCUGGGGAGUGUUGGAUGCGAGAAUGUGCGGGAGGCGAGCGGAGCAGAUGUGAUAGCAUUUGUGCAGGGGUGGUGGCUGGUGAGCCAUCGGGGAAACUUUCGAACGCAGGCGCCGGGAAGCUCGGAGAAAGUGGCUUCCGUGUCAGCCGUGAAAGGGGUGAUCACUCAGAUUGCCAAGAGUUAUAGUAUGCUUGGUGUGUGUGACGACCAAAAUCCGGCUAAGACGGAAGCUGUGCGGAGUUACCGGGAAGGUUAUCGGGUUAUGCUGCGAGAGCAGGGGGUUCGCGAGAAACGAGCUAAGAUAAUGCCAGAAGAGAAAGUAACGGCUUUGGUGGAAUAUCUGAACGGCGAGGUGCGGUGGGCGCAGGGAACGGUGAAGUGCUGCGCCGCGAUGGAUCGGGCCAUCGUUUUAUAUCUAUGGGAAACUUGGGCACGGUGGAGUAAAACUGUGCGGGAAGAGCCGAGCGCGGAAAUUCGGGUGAGCGGGAGCGGCGGCGAGAACACGUUUUUAUGGGCCGCGGGGCUUCUCCACCAUGAAAUGGAGGUGUGUGGUCAUGCCGCUGGGAGCGAAUUUCUGUUCCGGCCGCUGAACAAGCAGCGGAACGGAUUCGGAACGACGGCGUUGAGUGCAGGAGCCAUGAAUCGGCGGGUGCAGCGUCAUUUGCAGCGCGCUGGAUUGUUCGAAGGGGAAACGUUGCAUAGUUUCCGUCGGUCUGCUGUGCAGCAUGCUGCAGAGUUAGAGAAUUACAACGUGGCCCGGUUGAUGGAAUUAGGGCGCUGGAAGAGCCGAGCGGCUUUCCGAGUGUACGUAGAAGAGAUAGCUGGCGAGUUUGCCAGGGGUAGUUUAUGA
Molecule: messenger RNA, 1026 nt
Organism: Klebsormidium nitens
Lineage: Eukaryota; Viridiplantae; Streptophyta; Klebsormidiophyceae; Klebsormidiales; Klebsormidiaceae
Source: the annotation of a GenBank genome assembly